Protobothrops mucrosquamatus (brown spotted pit viper) is the source of this 1582-nucleotide messenger RNA. It is a transcript of the gene ELMO1, whose product is annotated as engulfment and cell motility 1. Bases 218 to 1582 code for a protein of 454 amino acids. Gene Ontology annotation, biological process: actin filament organization; cell motility. The transcript has 16 exons. Lineage: Eukaryota; Metazoa; Chordata; Lepidosauria; Squamata; Viperidae. Gene Ontology annotation, cellular component: plasma membrane; guanyl-nucleotide exchange factor complex. The record is from RefSeq and is a predicted model, not a curated record.
AAACAUCAAAACAAGCCGCGGCAAAAGGCGAACUUCAAUGGUGGAGGCGGUAGGAGAAACUGCUGGUGGUCUUGCCUUCUGCCCCAGGGCAGCCAACUUCAUUGUUUAGCUCCGCACUUUGUGGAACUGAUUCUACUUUAGAAAAAGCUGUGAAAGAGAGAUUGUAACCUAUAAGAUAUUCCAAUUCACUACUUUUGAAGAAGACCGGUGACAGAAUAUGCCUCCUCCUGCAAAUAUUGUGAAAGUAGCUAUAGAGUGGCCUGGUGCCUUUCCAAAGUUGAUGGAAAUUGACCAAAAAAAGCCACUAACUGCAAUCAUCAAAGAAGUCUGUGAUGGGUGGUCUCUUGCAAACCAUGAACAUUAUGCACUGCAACAUGCUGAUAGCUCCAAUUUUUAUAUUACUGAAAAGAAUCGUAAUGAAAUUAAAAAUGGAGCAAUACUUCGAUUAACAACAUCACCGACCCAAAAUGCUCUUCAACUCCAUGAGAGGAUUCAAUCUUCUAGUAUGGAUGCCAAGUUGGAAGCACUGAAAGAUUUAGCCAGUUACUCACGCGAUGUAACAUUUGCCCAAGAAUUUAUCAAUCUAGAUGGGAUUUCACUCUUAACACAGAUGGUUGAAAGUGGCACUGAACGAUAUCAAAAAUUGCAGAAGAUAAUGAAGCCCUGCUUUGGAGAUAUGUUAUCGUAUACAUUGACAGCAUUUGUUGAGCUGAUGGAUCAUGGAAUUGUAUCUUGGGAUACUUUCUCUGUGGCUUUCAUAAAAAAGAUUGCAAGUUAUGUGAGCAAGUUUCAAAAUGAUAUUGCUAUACUACAAAGAUCAUUAGCCAUUUUAGAAUCAAUGGUACUGAAUGGUCAUGAUCUGUAUCAGAAAGUGGCACAAGAAAUAACAAUUGGGCAAUUAAUUCCACACCUACAAGGGGCUGAUCAAGAAAUUCAAACGUAUACCAUUGCUGUGAUAAAUGCACUUUUCUUUAAAGCACCUGAUGACAGGAGGCAGGAAAUGGCAAAUAUUUUAGCACAGAAACAACUUCGGGGAAUCAUUUUACAAUAUGUUAUUAGAGCUCAAAGGGCCAUUAAUAAUGAAAUGGCACAUCAACUUUAUGUUUUGCAAGUACUCACCUUUAACUUACUAGAAGAUAGAAUGAUGACAAAAAUGGACCCUCAAGAUCAGGCCCAGAGGGACAUCAUAUUUGAACUACGAAGAAUUGCUUUUGAUGUAGAAUCUGAACCCACUAGCAAUAGUGGUAAUGUUGAGAAGCGUAAAUCCAUGUAUACACGUGAUUACAAAAAACUUGGUUUUAUCAAUCAUGUAAACCCAGCAAUGGAUUUUACUCAGACUCCCCCAGGAAUGCUAGCCCUGGACAACAUGUUGUACUUUGCCAAACACCAACAAGAUGCUUAUAUCCGGAUUGUAUUGGAAAAUAGCAGCCGAGAAGAUAAGCAUGAAUGUCCAUUUGGUCGGAGUAGCAUUGAAUUGACAAAGAUGCUAUGUGAUAUCUUGAAAGUAGGAGAGUUACAUGUAGUUCUGUCCUAUGCACAUUCAGCAAUAAAAGUAGACUGUGUUUUAUGUGAUGAACAUUAG